CAGAGCAGUCGUUGUCUAGGUCUCUUAUUUGGCAUAGAUCCUCUGCUGAGCGCCCUUCCGGCCUGGUUUAGAUUCGCUCAGUGCCUUCGGCGGUACAGAGACAUGGAGGUGAAAAAUGCCAACCCCCAUCUGUUAAAUGCUGGGAAGUACUCGCUCACAUUCGUCGUGGCCGCAUGUGGGGCCUGGAACAGCCUUGACUCAGGUGAAUUGAAUUGA
Protopolystoma xenopodis is the source of this 216-nucleotide messenger RNA. NCBI's taxonomy places the organism in Eukaryota, Metazoa, Platyhelminthes, Monogenea, Polystomatidea, Polystomatidae. The record is from the annotation of a GenBank genome assembly.